GGGGUAAAGCGGCUUGCGCGGAUUGAUACUGCUACAGGGAACAAUGUAUAGAACUACUUUUUGGCUAUGGUGGCUGAUGGUGGCACGUUAGUGGCAGGACGACAGUAACGGUGAAAUUGGCUAUCGGCUCGAGGGAAAAAUGACUCAAUACCUCCCUCCAAACCUCCUGGCGCUGUUCGCGCCGCGAGAACCCAUUCCUUACCUGCCUCCAACGGAUAAAUUACCGCACGAAAAGACCCCUGGCACCUACACCGGCGUGGGAAAAUACUUGAGCCUAUUUGAGGAUCCCAAGGAUACACCACCACCAACGCGGGUAGAAACUCGAGAAGAACGUGUUGAACGCAAAAGACGAGAAAAAGCAGAGCAAGUAGCCUACAAGUUAGAGCAAGAUAUUGCCUUAUGGGAACCCCACAACAAUGCUGCGGGAACUGUCGACCCAUUCAAGACCCUCUUUGUGGCCCGGGUGAACUACGACACGUCGGAGUCCAAGUUGAGGAGGGAGUUUGAGGUCUUUGGCAGCAUCAAGAAGAUUGUGAUCGUGCACAACAAGAUCACCGGGAAGCCUCGGGGUUAUGCCUUCGUCGAGUAUGAGCAUGAACGCGACAUGCACUCCGCCUACAAGCACGCCGACGGCAAGAAGAUUGACGGGCGCCGGGUGCUGGUGGACGUUGAGCGGGGACGCACGGUCAAGGGCUGGCUGCCCCGGCGCCUGGGAGGCGGCCUGGGCGGCACCCGGCGUGGGGGGCCAGACGUGAACACAAAGCACUCCGGCCGAGAGGACUCCCGCCUGGACGACCGCUACAUGGACCGGGACGGUCGUGACCGGGACGAGCGGAUGCCGCGCGGCGAGCGGCCGGAGCGGGAGAGACGACGCAGCCGCAGCAGGGAAAGGGACCGGGACCGGGGAGACCGCGGGGACCGCAGGAGACGCAGCAGCAAAGACCGGAAGCGGGAACGGCGGAGGGACCGCCCGGAGCGUGACCGCUCGGACCGGCCCGAGCGCUCUGAGCGGCCGGAACGUGGCGACCGGGACCGCACGGAUCGCGGUGACCGGUCGGAGCGCCCGGACGACGUGGCGGGUGGCGACGAGGCCCCGCGGGAGAAGCGGCGUCGUAGCCGCAGCCGGGACCGGGCCAAGCGCAAGCGGAGCCGCAGCCGCAGCCGCGAACACAAGAGGCGGGAGCGCCGCUCGGACCGCAACGGGGCGGAGCGUGGCCCCGACGGGAUCAAGACGGAGCCCACGGAUCAGGACGGAUUCGGAGACAGGGACAGUCGCACUGAGAACUACGACUCGGCCGGGGCAGGGGACUUCGGCGGCGGCGGCUACAACAGCGAGAGCCAGGGGUCCUACCCCAAAAUCGAGAGGGGAGAGGAGUACAACUGACAGAGACGUGCGUCUGCCCUCUGGCUCGAUCCUCCCGUCGAUGCCAGAGCUGGCAACAUCGUUCCGAGACUGUACCGUGAAAGAAGAGUCAAACUGUCGGAAUGGCUCGCGAAACAGGACUGCUUUUGUCACCCGGGUCUUUUUUUUUUUAUUUAAGGGGUGCGGGGAGGCUAGGGUAGGGAAAUGAAUGGAAUUUCUGGUAUGUAUUAGAAUUGGACGAAAGGGAAGGUACGGAAUGACCCCUAGCAGUCUUUCCGAUUCGUGGGGUGGCGGUAAGUUGUGCUGACCUCCAGCCUCUUAGAGGUAAGUUGGUUUUCGAUGAAGACAGGACCCGACAAUGCCUCUUUGUUUUGUUUUUUUAACUUUCAACCUUCAUUUGGUUCAUACGCAUCCUCAUCAAUUUUUUCGAGAGGCCCAAAUAAACCAGCUCAUUGAUUAUGA
Molecule: messenger RNA, 1825 nt
Organism: Ixodes scapularis (black-legged tick)
Lineage: Eukaryota; Metazoa; Arthropoda; Arachnida; Ixodida; Ixodidae
Product: U1 small nuclear ribonucleoprotein 70 kDa
Exons: 10
Coding region: 140-1384 (414 amino acids)
Biological process (GO): mRNA splicing, via spliceosome
Cellular component (GO): U1 snRNP; U2-type prespliceosome; precatalytic spliceosome
Molecular function (GO): mRNA binding; U1 snRNA binding
Source: RefSeq, a predicted model, not a curated record